Messenger RNA from Beta vulgaris subsp. vulgaris (sugar beet), 1477 nucleotides. Its product is annotated as replication protein A 70 kDa DNA-binding subunit B-like. The record is from RefSeq and is a predicted model, not a curated record. Bases 18 to 1325 code for a protein of 435 amino acids. NCBI's taxonomy places the organism in Eukaryota, Viridiplantae, Streptophyta, Magnoliopsida, Caryophyllales, Amaranthaceae. The transcript is spliced from 9 exons.
UCCAUUAUCCACCCUUUAUGCAUUUAUAUCCUUGCGGGGUACGACGGUAUAAUGUCAAGGCUCGAUUGGUUCGUAACUACGAUGUAUUCAAUUACAAUCACCGCGGAACAACUAAGCAGAUAUGGAAAAUGCUUUUCGUUGAUGUCGAGGGUGAGUGCGUACAAUGCACUAUAUUUUCUCCCCAUGUUGAAAACUUCUUAGGAAUGUUUCACGAGGGAUUUAUUUAUGUACUACGUGGGGUACAAGUAGUACACGCCGAUGCGAAUAAUAAAAUCGUCCCAAACUGGAAACAAAUGACAAUAACAUCAACAACAGUUGUGAUACGCGAAGAGCAUGAUGACCUUGCAAUUCCCACAUUCUUCUACAACUUAGUUGCUUUUAACCGAUUCCAUGUUCAUGCCAAUCGUACUGAUAUGGUGUUCGAUGCAACGGGAUUAGUUCUAUAUGUUUCACCAAUUGAGUCAGUUGGACAAAACUCGGUUAAAAGAGAUUUGGCCAUAAUGGAUAAAACUUUGACGAUUAUAAAGUUCACCAUUUGGAAUGAAUUUGUGCACAUACUUGAUGAUGGACAUCUUAACACCGAAGCUGAUUUUUGUCCAAUUCUAUUUGCAUGUGGUCUACAUGUAAAGAGCUUUCGUGGCCGGACAUAUCUUACAACAGGAUUUUACUCCAGGAUUUAUGUUAACAAAGUAGAUGACUUAACUACUUCAUUAUCUACAUGGUAUGAAUCUGAUAAAUUAGCGAAGAAAAGGGUUGCCUGUUUUCGCUCAACUCCUUUCUCCUUACAAUCAUCCAUUGAUAUUUCAAAUGCUCAUCGGGUUCGAUUAGCUAGCUUCCAUGCUAUGAGAAAAGUACAAUAUUGUCGAGUUAUUGCCAAUACGUGUCACCUUGAGCAUGUUGACAAUAUCAUAUAUGAAGCAUGUCAUCGUUGUCUCAAAAAAGUUAACUCUUUCCAUGGAGUUCCCACAUGUGAGUCUUGCAAUAUUACAGAUGUUGUAACCAUUCCAAGAUUGUUAGUUCGAAUAGAGAUAUGUGAUAGAAGUGGUACUUUAAAAAUCACAAUGCUUCAUGAUCUUGCACAACUCAUUUUGGGAUGCCCGGCUACGGACAUAAAAUUAAUACUUCAACAGCCAAAUGGACGCAAACGAGUCAUGGAAAUAUUGGUCUCAAAACUUGGAUACAAAACCUUCUGUUGGAUCAUACCUCCACCAAUACAAGACUUCAAUCCGGAACAUUCUUAUACAGUUAGCUAUGUGCUGCAGGUCGAUUGGGCUGAGGAAUGCAUGUGGUUAACCAAGUUUUAUGAAGGCAAAUUUCAUAAUUGAAACACUAGAUAUUUCAUUUACUAUCUUUCUUAUUAUAUUGUUACAUUACAGAGAUUUUUUUUGUAGGUGAAUUUUGUAAAUAAUUUUUCCUUAAGAUAAUACUAGAUGUAAUUAUGCAACUAAUAUACAUCCGAUUAUGAUUUCACAUGCAU